Messenger RNA from Magnolia sinica, 810 nucleotides. RefSeq names its product protein TRANSPARENT TESTA 1-like. Lineage: Eukaryota; Viridiplantae; Streptophyta; Magnoliopsida; Magnoliales; Magnoliaceae. The coding region runs from base 1 to 810 and encodes 269 amino acids. The record is from RefSeq and is a predicted model, not a curated record. The transcript has 2 exons. Gene Ontology annotation, biological process: regulation of gene expression; anatomical structure development. Gene Ontology annotation, cellular component: nucleus. Gene Ontology annotation, molecular function: DNA-binding transcription factor activity.
AUGGCGUCCUGGGAAACUUCAUGUGGCACAAGCUCCUUAGAUUCUCAUCGAGACACUGAGUCAGGAAGACUGGUUAACGAGUCACCGAGUCUCUUCUCCGACUCAACUCGGCACUCCAUCGAACUGUUACCCUUGCUAAGCUGCCUGGUUGGCUCAUCCCCACCAUCAUCAAAUCAAGGAAAUAAGGAGAUACUGGAAGAUAAUGGCGAUUAUGGAGAUGCAACGGUCGCAUUGCACAUAGGCCUACCAGAUUGGUCGAACGAGCCCACCGAGUUGAAUGAGAAGAAGGAAGGGAUGGUCGCAGCUGCCCAGUAUUGGAUACCGAGUCCGGCUCAGAUACUCAUCGGGUUCACCCACUUCUCAUGUCCUGUUUGUAAUAAAACCUUCAAUCGCUACAACAACUUGCAGAUGCACAUGUGGGGACAUGGGUCUCAAUACCGGAAGGGACCCGAGUCGCUGAGGGGAGCUCAGCCCAGGACCAUGUUAGGUGUUCCAUGCUACUGUUGCGCGCAAGGGUGUAGGAACAACAUCGAUCACCCCAGAGCAAAGCCCCUCAAGGACUUUCGCACGUUGCAGAUACACUACAAGCGGAAGCAUGGUGCGAAGCCAUUCAUGUGCCGCAAGUGUGGUAAGUGCUUGGCUGUGAAAGGUGAUUGGCGGACCCACGAGAAGAACUGCGGCAAGCUCUGGCUUUGUCACUGCGGCUCUGACUUCAAACACAAGAGAUCGCUUAAGGACCACAUUAGAGCAUUUGGGUCGGGUCAUGGCUCGGUUUCUCCUGCUGCCCAGGGUUCCUUCAAUGCAGAAUAG